AUGGAAAAUUUCCAUUUCGAUUCAAUUUUACCCUAUUUCUUUGCUAGUAUUUUAUUAAUUAUUGGAUAUUUUGCAAUCAAGUAUCCGGAUAGAGCAGCUGGCACUAGAGAUCUUAAAGGACCAAAAGGGUUUCCAAUAAUCGGUAACCUGAUUACAACGUUACGUAAAAUCGAAACAUUUAAUGAUUAUCUUCUUGAACAAACCAAAAAAUACGGAGACAUUUACACAUUAACUUUGCCAGGUCCAAUAAGAAUGAUCAUAAUUAAUAUACCUGAAUUGUUGGAGUAUAUAUUAAAAGAUAAUUAUCUUAAUUAUCCGAAAGGCCCUUAUUAUUCUCAACUUAGUUCAGAUUUGUUUGGCUAUGGAAUUUUCAAUACAACCAUGGAAAUUCCAAAGAAGAAUUAUAAGCCAGCUGCAGAAAACGGAGAAAGCAUAGAUCUUACGAAUUUAUUCUUUCGUUUCACAAUGGAUACCUUUGUAAAGAUCUGCUUUAAUGAGAAUCUCGGCACGUUGACAGAUCUUGAAAAUACUCCACUUUUCA
Ambispora gerdemannii is the source of this 541-nucleotide messenger RNA. Lineage: Eukaryota; Fungi; Glomeromycota; Glomeromycetes; Archaeosporales; Ambisporaceae. The record is from the annotation of a GenBank genome assembly.